AUGGGGAGGUUGCCCGCAGCCUGCAGCUGGCACCGGGCUACGACCACAACCUUCCGCGUCGGUCCCUGCUCAAGGAGCGCACCCCGCCGCGACCAUCUCGGCCCGAGCUGUUGUGCUCCCCUCCCAGCACUGCGAAGCCCGCGCGCGCCCUUCGAGGGGGCGGGCCUCGGCGCCAUUCGAAGGAGGGAUAGGAGGAGAAGAAGUCAUGGUGCCCUGGUGUCGGUGGGCGCACGGCGGUUGGUGUUUGCCGGUGCUGCUGCUGGCGCAGCGGGCGCAGCUGCUGGCCCGGGCCGAGAACCCGGCGCUGCGGGGGGCGGUGGAUUACACAGUAGAGCAGGUGCUGGUGUUCGACGCCGGGAGCAGCGGCACGCGGAUCCAUGUCUUCAAUCUCCACCGCUUGUGCGUGGCGCGCACGUGCCCCGGAUCGACCUCUCGGUGCGCGACGCGCAGACGAAGAAGGUGAAGCCAGGGCUGUCCAACUACGCCAAGGAACAGACCUUCGAGGCGGCGGGGCGGAGCAUCCGGCAGCUGCUCGACUUCGCGGACGAGUUCGUGCCGGCCGAGCGCCGGGCUCGCACGCCGGCGCUGCUGAAGGCCACCGCGGGGCUGCGGAGCGUCGGGGAUCAGGACGCCGCCGCGGUGUUGAAGUCGGUACGUCAGGCGCUCGCGAGCAGCGGGUACAGGUUUGAGGACGAGUGGGCCGACAUCAUCAAGGGGAAGGAGGAGGCGGGGCUCGCCUGGGUUGCGGCGAACUACCUCAGGGGCACCUUUGACGACGACCUCCGCGCCGAGGGCUCGCUAGGCGUUAUCGAGAUGGGGGGAGGUUCCACGCAGGUGUCUUUCCAGGUGGGCGGCGCCGACACAGUCGCCCCGGACGACAGUUUCGUCCUCACGACAGCCACGGGCAGAGAGUACCGCUUGUACGCCCACAGCUACAUUGGCUUCGGGCAGGAUUACGCACAGAUGCACCUGCGGGAGAGGGGACCGACCUCGCAGGCCAAGGACCCCUGCUACCCCGUCGGCUACCACAGGAACUCGGGAGAUAGCCUGGUCGAGGGCUCUGGAGAUCGGCAGGCUUGCCAGCAGGGCAUCGUGGAGAGGCUUUUCGAUGGGCAGGAGGGCGCCCCUGGGCACUACGCCAGCGAGCUGCCGCUGCGCGGCAAAUUUGCCUGCACCGAGAACUUCUUCUACGUCCGCAGCAACGAGGCCCUGCCCAUCUCGGGCGGCCUGGCCUCCAUGGACGCGCAGGCAGGAGAGAUCUGCUCGAGGGCGUUGGUGCCGACGCCAGAGCAGGCGGCCAUCAUGGACUCCGGCAAGGAGCCCGACCGGCCAAACUCGUGCUUCGGCCUGUCCUACCAGGUGGUGUUGCUCCAACAGCUGGGCGCCCCGACGCUGCCUGGCGUCGAGGUGGUGAUCCAACGGAAGAUCAACGGCGGCGACAUCGACUGGGCACUGGGCGCCGCCCUCGUCCACGGCCUCGCCACCUUCCCGCGCCCCGGUGGCCUGGGCCCCGAGGACGGGGCCCCAGCGUACUACAGGGUCCUCGCGGUGCUGGGCAUGCUGGCCAUGGUGCCCCUGUUGCGGGCGGCGCUCGGCCCGCUGAUCUGGAAGGGGCGCGGGGCGGCGCCCGCCUCCAAGGUGGCCACCACUGUGUUCGGCAAGGUGGCCGGGCCGGCCGAGUGA
Prorocentrum cordatum is the source of this 1683-nucleotide messenger RNA. Lineage: Eukaryota; Dinophyceae; Prorocentrales; Prorocentraceae. The record is from the annotation of a GenBank genome assembly.